This is a messenger RNA of Filobasidium floriforme, 1059 nucleotides long. RefSeq lists its product as uncharacterized. Lineage: Eukaryota; Fungi; Basidiomycota; Tremellomycetes; Filobasidiales; Filobasidiaceae. The record is from RefSeq and is a predicted model, not a curated record. Bases 99 to 917 code for a protein of 272 amino acids. The transcript has 8 exons.
CCCCUACAUCUUGAACCGUGACUAUCACACGCUCGCCAGAUCCUCCUGUGGUUGACAAUCUUGAGCCAUACCACAGAACUCGACGAAACGACCUCGACAUGACCUCGUCCACUUCAUUCUUCACCACGGAACUCAAACGAGCACUCGAGGAGAACGCUUUCGCGAUCAAGAGCGCCGAGACCUUGCCCGAGGAGACGGCCGACCGGGCAUGCGCCAAGAUUGUCCUGCUGGAGGAGAAGGAGAUUCAGGUGGAAUUGAUCAACGAUGGCUUCCGAGUACAAGGGGAAACCAAGCUGUAUGACACGCUGGAUUCGCUCCUCCUGAACGUCUCGCCCAAGAGCAUGGAGCUGGUCUCCCAAACCCUCUCUUCCAGACUGGAGGGUCUGAUCGCCAGGGGACAUUCGGAUUUAGAGGACAAGACGAGCCCAGACGUCGAGACGGAGGGAGAAGGAGAAAGGAAGGUUCAGGCCCCGCCAGAGACGAGUACUGCUUCGGUCAUUCCCUCACCACACGACCCUCUCUCGUCGGAACGGCAGCCCGUGACAAACGCGACCUUGACGAUACGUUGCAUCAAGAGCUUCGAAUACCGUACCGAAAAGAAUCUGGUGCUGAAGGGGUUAGAUCUGACAACGCUGACGGCUGGACAGUUGAUCGAGAUGUGCAAACAAGCCAUGAAGACGACGCCCGGAUUUAAGCCGUACAAGACCGUCAAGCUCGACACGUUGAAGCUUUACAAUCAAGCACAUUCUCACAAGACGAUGAAUUUGAUCAUCAACCUCGACAACGACGAGUGGAUAUUGGACGACAUGGAGAAGACGAUGGAACAGCACGGAGCGCUGAAUGAGACCGAGUACUCCCUGUUCAGUCGAGAAGCCUACGAUGCGUUCAAGGCGAAUCCCACAAUACGGUGGGAUUGAUCCUUAAAUCUUUCGCGAACCAGUCUGUGUGAAGAGAGACAGAUGAUGCUGUCACGAGAUCACGAGCUAGUGUUUCGUGAUUAUGUAGAUGUGUCAUGUGUAAUCGAUGCAAAGAACUCCCAAGCGAUGAUGUUCAUCCAGG